Messenger RNA from Coprinopsis cinerea okayama7#130, 204 nucleotides. RefSeq lists its product as hypothetical. The record is from RefSeq and is a predicted model, not a curated record. Lineage: Eukaryota; Fungi; Basidiomycota; Agaricomycetes; Agaricales; Psathyrellaceae. The transcript has 4 exons. Bases 1 to 204 code for a protein of 67 amino acids.
AUGUUCGUCGGUACAAGCGACUUCAAUAAUACGAUUCUCGAGGAGCAGAAUCUCCGACCCGGUAUCAAGGCCGCUAUCGUGCUUUUCUACAUCACACGUCAUUGGGGACGAGUCAUUGUUAUUGGUUUGAAGAAUUGUACAAUAUCGCGACACGUAGACUCGCGAUUUUGGGCUGCUAUGACCCAGUGCAAGGCGAUUCACUAG